Aspergillus ibericus CBS 121593 is the source of this 1351-nucleotide messenger RNA. Its product is annotated as NAD(P)-dependent alcohol dehydrogenase. Lineage: Eukaryota; Fungi; Ascomycota; Eurotiomycetes; Eurotiales; Aspergillaceae. The record is from RefSeq and is a predicted model, not a curated record. The transcript is spliced from 2 exons. Gene Ontology annotation, molecular function: L-iditol 2-dehydrogenase (NAD+) activity; zinc ion binding. The coding region runs from base 59 to 1267 and encodes 402 amino acids. Gene Ontology annotation, biological process: D-sorbitol catabolic process.
UCUCUCCAGCCCAUCUCUCACUUAUCCCCCCCCCUUCCUUUUCUCGUCUUCCUUCAUCAUGACCAUCACAACCUCAGCAGCCACCACCCAAGCCCUCGUCCUGCACGGCGCCAAAGACCUCCGUGUGGAAUCCCGGCCUCUUUCCCCUCCAACCGGCAACGAAGUCCAAGUCGGCGUUCGUGCCACCGGUAUUUGUGGCUCCGACCUCCAUUACUACACCCACGGCCGCAAUGGCGACUUUGUCGUCCGGGAACCCAUGUGCCUGGGCCACGAAUCCGCCGGCAUCGUCACCGCGGUCGGACCCGAGGUCACCACCCACGCCGUGGGCGAUCGCGUCGCUCUGGAAGUCGGCUUUGCCUGUCGCCAAUGCGCCCUCUGCCAGCAGGGCCGCUACAACAUCUGCCCCCAGAUGAAGUUCCGCAGCAGCGCCAAGCUGUUCCCCCACCUGGACGGAACCCUCAUGGAGCUCACCAACCACCCUGCCGACUUGUGCCACAAGCUCCCCGAGUCCGUCUCCUACGCUGGAGGCGCCCUGAUUGAGCCCCUGGCCGUCUGUCUCCACGCGAUUCGGCGCUCCCGGCCCCCAACCCAGGAGGAGGUGAGUCUGGCGCAGUCGCUGGGCGAACCCACCUCGGCCUUGAUCUUCGGGGCGGGUGCCAUUGGCCUGCUCCUGGCGUCCGCCCUGGCCACAUCCCAGAACUUCUCCUCCAUCGUGGUGGCCGACAUCGAUGCCUCCCGACUGGCCAUUGCCGACUCGCUGGGUCUGGGCCUGAAGACGACCCUGAUCCCCAAGGCCGAUCCGGCCAACCCGCCGCCAUCCCGCGAGGCCCCGCACGCAGAACAGACGGCAUGGGCGCUGCAGAACGCGCAGCGCGUAGCAGCAACCCUGAAGGAGUCGGCCGGUCUGACAUCGGGCUUUGCGCGGGUCUAUGACUGCACGGGGGUGCCGGCCUGCGUGCAGGCGGGCAUCUAUGCAGCGGGAGCAGGAGCCGUGUUGGUACAGAUCGGAAUGGGCAACCCCAUUCAGACGCUGCCGGUCGGGGCGGCGGCGCUACGGGAGGUGGACAUCAUCGGGGUGUUCCGCUACGACGGCUAUGCGUAUCCAGCGGCGAUUGCCUUGAUGGCCAGCGGGAAGCUGGAGCGAGUGGAGCAGUUGGUGGUGACGCACCGGGUGCCGCUGGCAGAGGGCGCGCGGGCCUUUUCUCUGGCAGGCCAGGGAGUCGACGAGGCCGGGCAGCCAGUGGUCAAGGUGGUGAUUGAGAGCUGAGAUCCCAGCCCUGACCCGGAUGACGAGAACUUAUGAUGUUACGGAGUGUAUAGUAGACAGCACACAAUGCUCAAUGAAACGAUU